Eucalyptus grandis is the source of this 2149-nucleotide messenger RNA. RefSeq names its product UDP-glucuronic acid decarboxylase 4. Lineage: Eukaryota; Viridiplantae; Streptophyta; Magnoliopsida; Myrtales; Myrtaceae. The transcript has 7 exons. The coding region runs from base 80 to 1603 and encodes 507 amino acids. Gene Ontology annotation, cellular component: cytoplasm. The record is from RefSeq and is a predicted model, not a curated record. Gene Ontology annotation, molecular function: UDP-glucuronate decarboxylase activity; NAD+ binding. Gene Ontology annotation, biological process: D-xylose metabolic process.
UUUGGUUGGCUUGGCUCUCGUUAGAGCGCCAACGAAGCAGCCUUCCUCGCGUUCUUGAGCGACUCUUCGCCUACAAUUCAUGCACGAAUCUCACUCCUCUUUCUCUCUCCUGAACCAUUCAAAUCUCAAAUCUCUCUCUCUCUCUCUCUCUCGUCGACACAGACAGAGACACAGAAACAGAGACACACGAAAAGAACGAGCUGAAGAUAAGGAAACGAGAGGCAUGGCUUCCGAGCUCACCCGCCGGAACCAAUCCCAUCACCCCCACCCAUCUCCUCCGCCGCCGCUCUCUCCCGAAACGGCCUCGAUGUCGCCGUCGCCGCCGUCUCCCUCCCGGGUCGUAGCCGCCGUGCUGCACCGCCUCUUCUUCGUCUUCGUCGGCAUCGGCAUCGCCACCCUCUUCUUCUACGCCGUCCUCCCCAAGCAUUCUCCUCCGCCGCAGCCGCUGCUCAUCAUCCGUCGCGUCGCCGCCGCCGCCUCCGCCGUCGCAGCCGCCUCCGAGCUGUCCCACCGCCGCAUCCUGCACGAGGAAACGGGCAUGAGCCUGCCGAUGGGGGAGCGCCGCGCCGCCGGAGGAGGCAGCAUGAACGCGGGAGGGAAGGUGCCGCUGGGGCUCAAGAGGAAAGGGCUGAGGAUCGUGGUGACGGGCGGGGCGGGGUUCGUGGGGAGCCACCUGGUGGACCGGCUGAUCGCGCGCGGGGACAGCGUGAUCGUGGUGGACAACUUCUUCACGGGGCGGAAGGACAACGUGGCGCACCACUUCGGGAACCCCCGGUUCGAGCUCAUCCGCCACGACGUGGUCGAGCCCAUCCUCCUGGAGGUGGACCAGAUCUACCACCUCGCCUGCCCGGCCUCCCCCGUCCACUACAAGUUCAACCCCGUCAAGACCAUCAAGACAAAUGUGGUGGGAACGCUCAACAUGUUGGGGCUGGCGAAGAGGGUCGGGGCACGUUUCUUGCUCACCAGCACCAGCGAGGUUUACGGCGAUCCCCUUCAGCAUCCCCAGGUCGAGACCUACUGGGGCAACGUCAACCCCAUCGGCGUGAGGAGCUGUUACGACGAGGGGAAGCGCACAGCGGAGACCCUGACCAUGGACUAUCACAGAGGUCUAGAAAUUGAGGUGAGAAUUGCUCGGAUCUUUAACACCUACGGACCCCGUAUGUGCCUCGACGAUGGUCGCGUCGUGAGCAAUUUCGUCGCUCAGGCUUUAAGGAAAGAGCCGUUGACUGUUUACGGCGACGGGAAGCAAACCAGGAGCUUCCAGUACGUUUCCGACCUGGUGGAGGGUCUAAUGAGAUUGAUGGAAGGCGAACAUGUUGGUCCAUUCAAUCUCGGAAAUCCUGGCGAAUUCACCAUGCUCGAACUUGCCGAGGUGGUACAAGAGACGAUAGACCCGAAUGCAAGAAUAGAGUUCCGGCCGAACACGGCGGAUGAUCCACACAAGAGGAAGCCCGACAUCUCCAAGGCCAAGGAGCUCCUCGGCUGGCAGCCCAGCAUCUCGCUCCGCCAGGGCCUCCCGCUCAUGGUCUCCGACUUCCGGCAGCGCAUCUUCGGCGACCAGAAGAGCACCGCGGCCUCUGAUUUCUCCGCUACAUCGGCGUGAUCGCACACUCGCACCGCCAACACACAUACAUAUAGCAUGGCGAUCGGAGAAACGGGAGAAUACCCAUCUCUCUGUUCUUCGAAAUAUAGAAGAGGAGGGGAAUAAAGGGAUCGAAAAUGUUAGUUGCAGAGCACUUCUAGGGUCACGACACUUCCGGUAUCGGGACCUCGAGAAGGAGGAGGUAUAACCCUAGAGGAAUAAACAUCAUGAUCUUCAUGGUCAGAUGAUGAUUUUUUACUGUAAUAGUAGGUUAAUACAUGGAUGUUGUAGAUGGAUUUGUUUUAUUGGUGGUAUGAUGAGUUGCAUAUGUUCUCUUCAAUUGCAACUGCCGAGUCUUCCACUCUUGUGGUGGUCAAUUCAAGAAGUCAAUUUGAGCCGCAUUAGGUGACUCGAGGCUGAAGUUUAGUGACUCGAUUGCAAUUUAUUGUACUAUAGUACAUAUGAGCAUGGAUGGGAUGUCACACUGUGGUGGUCACAAACCUAGAGCUAAACGGAUGGGAUUGUAGUUGAUUCUGUCGGAUUUUUCGCUUGAUGCCCCUCGUUCAA